GCCGCGCUCCCCCGGGCGCUCCCGGGCACCGGCAGCCGCCGCCGCCGCUCGGGGAUGGCCAUCCCGCUGCACGCCGCGCCGCGCCGGGGCUCCACGCGCUGCUGACGGAGCGCAGGGCAAAUGCCAUAGGAUGACCGCUGCUGGUCCCCUCUUACUGGCUGUGAUAUCGUCUGUCCUGUGGCUCACGCGGGGCUUUGACCCGGCUCCCAGCGCCUGCUCCGCUCUGGCCUCCGGCGUCCUCUACGGCUCCUUCUCUCUCAAGGACCUCUUUCCCACCAUCUCCUCCGGCUGCUCCUGGACCCUGGAGAACCCCGACCCCACCAAGUACUCUCUGUACCUCCGCUUCAACCGCGAGGAGCAGGUGUGCACCCACUUCUCGCCCAUGGUGCUGCCGCUCGACCACUACUUGGCCAACUACACCUGCGAGCCACGCACGGAGCCCGCCAGCCCCCCGCCCUCCCCACACCCCAAGGAGAAGGAGGAGGAAGAGGAGGAGGGGGAGGAAGCCGAGCUGGAGCUGUGCGAGGCCGCGGGGCCCUUCACCUUCCUGCACUUCGACAAGAACUUUGUGCAGCUGUGCCUGGCGGCGGAACCCGAGGCUGCCCCGCGCCUGCUGGCCCCGCAAGCGCUGGAGUUCCGCUUUGUGGAGGUGCUGCUCAUCAACAACAACAAUUCCAGCCAGUUCACCUGCAGCGUGCUGUGCCGUUGGCUGGAGGAGUGCCUGCAAGCCCCCGGCGCCCGGCGCUGUGGCCUCACCCAUGCAGGUUGCAGCUGCCAAGCGGAGAGCCCCCCGGCACCGCGGCACAACGGCACGCGGCACCCCACCACCCACACGCCCGCCCCGCCGCCCGCUGCCACCCCACACUGCUGCCCCCAACCCGAGCUGCAUUCUGCCAGUGGCAAUGAGUUCGAGCUGCCUGAGGUCCCGCAUGGCAAUGCUGUUGAGGAGAACCAGAAGGUGAAGACUCAGUGGCCACGGUCGGCGGAUGAGCCAGGGGUAUACAUGGCCCAAACAGGGGACCCCGCAGCAGAGGAGUGGUCGCAGUGGAGUGUCUGCUCGCUGACAUGUGGGCAGGGCUCCCAGGUGCGGACGCGCUCCUGUGUCUCCUCUCCAUAUGGGACGCUGUGCAGUGGGUUGCUGCGGGAGACGCGCACCUGCAACAACACGGCCACCUGCCCAGUUCACGGUGCAUGGGAGGAGUGGUCCCCGUGGAGCCUGUGCUCAGUGACCUGCGGGCGAGGGGCCAGGACCAGGACACGGCGGUGCGUGGCCCCGCAGCACGGAGGGAAAGCCUGCGAGGGCCCCGAGUUGCAGGCCAAGCCCUGCAGUAUUGCGACCUGCCUGGUGGAAGGGCAGUGGUUGGAGUGGGGCGCCUGGAGCCGCUGCUCCGUCACCUGCGCCAACGGCACGCAGCAGCGCACGCGCAAGUGCAGCGUCUCAGCCCACGGCUGGGCGGAGUGCCGGGGGGCCCACGCCGAUGCCCGCGAGUGCUCCAACCCCGUGUGUCCCACCGACAGCAAGUGGGGUCCCUGGAACCACUGGAGCCUCUGCUCCAAGACGUGCGACACGGGCUGGCAGCGCCGCUUCCGCAUGUGUGAGGGCACCGGCGUGCAGGGCUACCCCUGCGAGGGCACGGGCGAGGAGGUGAAGACCUGCAAUGAGAAGAAGUGCCCAGCCUACCACGAGAUGUGCAAGGAUGAGUACGUCAUGCUGAUGACCUGGAAGAAAACCGCUGCGGGGGACAUCAUCUACAACAAGUGUCCCCCCAACGCCACAGGGUCCGCCAGCCGCCGGUGCCUGCUGAACCCCCACGGGGUCGCUUACUGGGGUGUGCCCAGCUUCGCCCGCUGCAUCUCCCACGAGUACCGAUACUUGCAUCUCUCACUGCGGGAGCACCUGGCCAAGGGGCAGCGAGUGCUGGCUGGUGAGGGCAUGUCGCAGGUGGUGCGCAGCCUGCUGGAGCUGAUGGCCCGCAAGACCUACUACAGUGGGGACCUGCUCUUCUCCGUCGAGAUCCUACGCAACGUCACUGAUACCUUCAAGAGGGCCACCUACAUCCCAUCCUCUGAGGAUGUGCAGCGCUUCUUCCAGGUGGUGAGCUACAUGGUGGAUGUGGAGAACAGGGACAAGUGGGAGGAUGCGCAGCAGGUAUCUCCCGGCUCUGUGCACCUGAUGAAGGUGGUGGAGGACUUCAUCCACCUGGUGGGAGAUGCUCUGAAGGCAUUCCAGAGCUCACUCAUCGUCACCGACAACCUGGUGAUCAGCAUCCAGCGUGAGCCCGUCUCUGCCGUGUCCAGCGACAUCAACUUCCCCAUGAAGGGCCGCCGGGGCAUGAAGGACUGGGCACGCAGCUCUGAGGACAAACUCUUCAUCCCCAGGGAGGUGCUGAGCCUCGCCUCCGCCGAGCUGGAUGAGUCGUCCCACUUUGUCAUCGGGGCCGUGCUGUACCGCACGCUGGGACUCAUCCUGCCACCCCCCAGGACCCCGCUGGCCGUCACCUCCAAAGUGCUGAUGGUGACGGUGCGCCCACCCACCAGGCCCUCCGAGCCCCUCGUGCUGGUGGAGCUCUCCCACAUCAUCAACGGCACAUCUCACCCACAGUGCGUCACCUGGGACUACUCGAGGACCGAUGCUGGCUUGGGAAACUGGGACACGGAGAGCUGCCAAACCCUGGAGACCCUCCCGGCGCACACCAAAUGCCAGUGCCGCCGGCUCGCCACCUUCGCCAUCCUCGCACAGCUGCCCAGAGACCUGGCCAUGGACCCCUCCAGCAGCCCAUCGGUGCCGCUGAUGAUCGGCUGCGCUGUGUCCUGCAUGGCUCUGCUGACACUGCUGGUGAUCUACGCCGCAUUCUGGAGGUUCAUCAAGUCAGAGCGCUCCAUCAUUCUGCUCAACUUCUGCGUCUCCAUCCUGGCCUCCAACGUCCUCAUCCUGGUGGGGCAGUCCCAGAUGCUCAGCAAGGGGGUGUGCACCAUGACGGCCGCCUUCCUCCAUUUCUUCUUCCUCUCAUCCUUCUGCUGGGUGCUGACGGAGGCCUGGCAGUCCUACCUGGCGGUGAUCGGCCGCAUCCGGACCCGCCUGGUCAGAAAGCGCUUCCUGUGCUUGGGAUGGGGUUUGCCAGCCCUCGUGGUCGCUGUCUCCGUUGGCUUCACACGGACCAAAGGCUACGGGACGGCGAGCUACUGCUGGCUCUCACUGGAGGGCGGUCUGCUCUACGCCUUCGUGGGACCCGCAGCCGUCAUUGUGCUGGUGAACAUGCUGGUGGGCAUCAUCGUCUUCAACAAGCUCAUGUCCCGCGAUGGCAUUUCAGAUAAGUCCAAAAAGCAGCGAGCUGGCUCGAAGCCCCCCCCCUGCGGCAGCCUGCUGCUGAAAUGCACCAAGUGCGGCGUGGUGUCCAGCGCGGCCAUGACCUCCGCCACCGCCAGCAGUGCCAUGGCAUCGCUGUGGAGCUCCUGCGUGGUCCUUCCCCUGCUGGCGCUGACCUGGAUGUCGGCCGUGCUCGCCAUGACCGACCGGCGCUCCAUCCUCUUCCAGGUCCUCUUCGCCGUCUUCAACUCCGUCCAGGGCUUCGUCAUCAUCACCGUGCACGGCUUCCUGCGCCGAGAGGUCCAGGACGUGGUGAAGUGUCAGAUAGGGGUGUGCAGGAGCGAGGAGAAUGAAAACUCGCCCGACUCCUGCAAGAAUGGGCAGGUGCAGAUCCUGACAGAUUUUGAAAAGGACGUUGACCUGGCGUGUCAGACAGUUCUCUUCAAGGAGGUGAACACCUGCAACCCUGCCACCAUCACCGGCACUUUGUCGCGCAUUUCGCUGGACGGCGAUGAAGACCCCAAGCUCAACACCAGCUCGGAGGGCAAUCUGGGCUUCUCCAGCCUGCCGGGCAACAUCCCCACCGCCAGCAUCCUGGUGCAGGUGCCCAAGAUGACACCCAACGUGGUGGCGGGUUUGGAGCUGGGCGAACCACCGGCGCAGCUGGAGGCACAGGGCCCAGUCUACCUGUGCACUGAGAGCAGCCUGCGGCCCCUGGAGUACAGCUGGCUGCGGGCGCCGGAGCCGCCGAGGGAGAGCGAUUAUAUGGUGCUGCCUCACCGCAGCCUGCAGCCCUUCCAGCGUGAGGAGGGUCCCAGCACCGAGGAAGGGACCCCCCGUCCCACUGGGGCAGGAGAGGGGGAUUCCUACCCCGGCUUUGUCUCGGUGGAGCACGUCAAUGUGAACCUGAGCCAGCCCUACGGGACGAUGAAGCACCCCUACGGGCUGCAGUUCAAGCAGCACCCCACGGUGCGGCAGAUCCUGGCAUCAGAGCUGUCGGAGCGCAGCCGCACCAUGCCACGCACCGUGCCUGGCUCUGCCAUGAAAGUGGGGUCCCUGGAGAGGAAGAGGUUGCGGUACUCCGACCUGGAUUUUGAGAAGGUGAUGCACACACGGAAGCGUCACUCUGAGCUCUACCACGAGCUCAACCAGAAGUUCCACACGCUGGACCGGUACCGGGCACCGGCUGCCGGCACCAUCAAGCGAGAAAAGCGAUGGAGCGUCUCAUCAGGUGGUGGGGAGAAGAGCAUGGCUGCUGACACAGCCGGCCCCGAGGACCCGCAGCCGCCAGCCGCACCGCCCAAGCCCUGGAGCACAUUCAAGGCGAUGACUCUGGGCUCCCUGCCCAGCGCCCACCGGGACCGCCUGGAGCUGCGCUGUGCAGACUGGGAGGGCCCCUGCGCUGGUCUGGAUGGGGCUGAUGGGGACUUCCAGACGGAGGUGUGAGCCCCGUGCAGGACCAGCUCAGACGCUGCGUUACUCCGUCCUCCUCUGCGCCUGGGGGGGUCCCAUCCGUCGGAGCCAUCCCUGCGGGGGGAGCGCGCACCCCACACUCACCCACCGAUCACUUGCGCACCCUCCUGGCCCCCCCCCCCCCGGGCAGGACCGGCCGCCGAGGCCCUAGCAUCUCCGUUCUUUUCUACCGGGAUGUUUCUUCACGCAGUGCACCGUGUGCACGCGCGCGGCGGCCCCGGGCACCCCACGCACCCCACGCCGGGUGGUGGUCCUGUGGCCGGGUGCCCUCGCCCCGUGGCCGCCCCCUCCCAGCCGUCCCCACCGUCCCCACCCCACGGGACAGGUGCUGUCGUUGUUGGAAAUAAAAGUUCACUCUCUGUGGUGCCGUGGGGCCGCCACGUGGUGCUUCGUGUGGCACCGUAGGGAUGCGGGGAUGGCACCCGGUGGGGAUGUCUCUGUCCCAGCUCUGCUGUCCUCCACACCUCGGGCUGUGUCCUGUGCGUGGAUCCUGAGUGGGGCUGAGCCCACCCUGAUGCCCUGCUGUGCAAAUGAGUGUAGGAGUGCUGAUUGACAUGGCAAUUAAUCUACGAGCAAAUGAGUAACUUUGAAGGCAACUGGUGCCUGGGGUAAAGACAAGGGGACGGUCUCAGGGGGAGCAGAGGUGGGACCCACACUUGUGUCUGUGCCUGAGGAGAGGGCCCUCCAGGUGCUGCUGGCUGUCACCCACGUGGUACAGUGGGGAGGGAUUGGUGCCCCCCCAUAGGGUCCCCUCUCUGACCUCACCACAUCUGUGCCCAAGGGAGAGGGGGACCCUGUGCUGGAGCAGCAUGGAGAGACCCUCACUUUGACCCUGUGAGGAUGUCCAAAGGGCAGAACCCAGUGCCUCUCCAGCAGCUCACUGUUUCCUAAUGGUGUGGGACAGCAGUGGUGGGGGGUGACUGCAGGCACAGGAGAUGUGCAGCCAUGGGGAGCUGCACAGAGGUACACGGACCGGAUGCGGACCCCCAGAGCGCAGGUCUCUCCACUGGCCGUCCCACUGAGCACUGACUGCACGGCCCAGCUUAUCCCAGUGCUGACCGGUUUGGGGUUGGGGCUGCAGGCUGCGUGCUGGGAGCGAGGCAGGGCUGGGCUGGGGCCAGCUCCAGUUGUGUAACACGAGGGGACCGCAGCCUCGGUGCAGGGAUUGCAGCUGGGCUUCCCAGGGCACUGCUGGGGGCACGCAGCCGCCCUGACGCUGCUCGCUGCUCCCUGGGACACAGUGCUCAUUGCUGAGAACAGCAGCCAUGUCCUCACGCUCUGGUUGCUUGGAGUCCCCUCCACCACCCCACAUCCAGCCCAGCCCAAACUUUGGGGCCAGCUCUGGGCCCUGUCUUUCCCUUCCCAGCCCCAGGCAGCAGCAAGCAGCAGCGGAGGCAGUCCUGGGGCAUCUGGUGGCAAUUAGCAGCUUUUAUUACUCAUGGAGACGCCAUAUGGGUGAGGGAAUGGAGCCCGCCCUGGCGGUGCAGGAUUGCAAGGGGACGGGGAGGGGGUGGCA
This is a messenger RNA of Gallus gallus (chicken), 6296 nucleotides long. It is a transcript of the gene ADGRB2, whose product is annotated as adhesion G protein-coupled receptor B2. Gene Ontology annotation, biological process: negative regulation of angiogenesis; cell surface receptor signaling pathway; G protein-coupled receptor signaling pathway. Lineage: Eukaryota; Metazoa; Chordata; Aves; Galliformes; Phasianidae. Gene Ontology annotation, cellular component: plasma membrane. Gene Ontology annotation, molecular function: G protein-coupled receptor activity. The transcript has 32 exons. Bases 131 to 4753 code for a protein of 1540 amino acids. The record is from RefSeq and is a predicted model, not a curated record.